Mytilus trossulus (common blue mussel) is the source of this 5528-nucleotide messenger RNA. RefSeq names its product eIF-2-alpha kinase GCN2-like. Gene Ontology annotation, cellular component: cytoplasm; nucleus. The record is from RefSeq and is a predicted model, not a curated record. Gene Ontology annotation, biological process: protein phosphorylation. The transcript is spliced from 37 exons. Bases 16 to 4743 code for a protein of 1575 amino acids. NCBI's taxonomy places the organism in Eukaryota, Metazoa, Mollusca, Bivalvia, Mytilida, Mytilidae. Gene Ontology annotation, molecular function: ATP binding; protein kinase activity.
UAUCCUUUUCAGGUUAUGGUUCUAGAACUAGCUCAACAUGUACAGACAUUUCUCCGUGAUAACUACAAAGGUCCACAGAAAUCUUUUUAUGAAGAAAUGUUGAGUAACCAAUUAAAGCAACAAGAAAAACAAAAAUUAGAACAACAGAAAAGACUUGAUUUCCUGAAAAGAAAAGAAGAAAAAGAGAGACAGCUUCUAGAGGAUGAAAUUCAGAAGAGACAACAUGCUCUGAAAGAAGAAACAAAGAAAAUAAAGGAAACUAAACAGAUAUCUGAUGAGAAACCAACAGAUCAAGAGAAAGCUGUACCAGCUACUCCUAAUACAGAAGUACCAACAUGUUCCCCAAUUGGUACCCCAAGUACUCCUAGAAGACCAAGAAUGUCUCAUUCACCCUCCCCCUUAAUUGUACUGCCAAGUAAUGAGAAUAAAUAUAACCAGGAUAAGAGAAGAAGGAGGACCAGUACCCCAUUAAGAGAUACCGAUGAUUCUGAUCACCAAUGUAAAGAUCAUACUGGAGGGAUAGUGGUUAUAGCCUUCAAUACUAAAUCAGAGAGAACAAUACAUAGAGGCACAUGUUUAGGUCAUAGUGUCCAUGGUAGUACAGUGUAUGCUGGGAUAGAUACAGCCAGUGGAGAAUUAGUAGCUAUAUCAGAAUGGGUUUUAAAGUGGCGCCAUAUAAAACAGAAGAGAACUCAAAGAGUUGAUUAUGAAGAUAAGGAGGGCGCUACUUACUUAAAACAGAUUACAAGCAUUGAACAAGAAAUACACAGCUUGAUUCGAUUACGACAUAAAAAUCUAAUUCAUUACUUGGCAAUUAAGUAUAUACAGGAAGCUGGGAAAUGUACAGUUUAUAUUUUAAUGGAUUACUCUGGAGGUGCAAGUCUCAACAUACAUAUAACAGAAUCACGUCCAUUGUCAGUAGAUAUCAUCAAGGCUUACACAGAGGAGAUUUUGUAUGGAUUAGAAUAUUUACACAAAAAAGAUGUGGUACAUAAGUAUCUAAGGGCUUCCAGUAUAGUUGUUGAUAAGAAUGGUAGAAUUAGGAUUGGAGAUUAUAGUAUAGAUAAGAGGCUGUCUGAUCUAUAUUAUGCUGUGGAGUCCUCCCGACCUGGUGUCCAUUUUUCAGGAGAUAGAGAACUGAUACCAGUUAGGGGAGGAAAGAAAGGAGAUGUUUACCAAUUGGGUUUGAUCCUGUUAUCUGUAGCUAUUGGAUUGGAUGCUGAUCCAGACAAGCCAGAAAUACCACAAAAUUUCCCUCCUGUGUUUCAAGACUUCUUAACAAAAUGUUUGAUGAAAGAUGAGAGACAUCGCUGGUCAGUCUAUCAAUUAUUGGACCAUAGUUUUAUCAAAGAAGAAUUACCACACACCAUUCAUUACGCUCCUCACAAACCAGCUGCUACAGAAGAAAACGAGAAAAAACAAGAUGUAAACAAAGACAAUGAUUCAGAAGAUGAUGACUUAGCAGAUUUACCCUUCAUCACAGCCUUGGAGGCCAGUGGACAGUCCCGUCUAACUAAUGAAUUUGAAGUCCUUAGGUCCCUAGGGAAAGGAGGAUUUGGUGAUGUCAUUGAGGUUAGGAAUAAACUAGAUAGAAGAAAGUAUGCUAUUAAAAGAAUACCAUUGAAUCCUAAAAGUAAAUACUUCAACAAGAAAAUUACCAGGGAGGUCAAAUUACUGUCUCGUCUCAAUCAUGAAAACGUUGUCAGGUAUUAUAAUUCGUGGAUCGAGACUAGUGAGGAUCCAGCGCUCAGUGACUCGUCAACAUCUUGCUCCACAACCACAGGCACAGGUACCACUGGAAAAACUCAAACGACCAGCGAUAGCAGUUCCUUAAUGAAGAAUAGUCUGAAUUUUACGGAUGACAUUGAGAAGUUUGCUCCACAAGCUCGAGAUGUGUCCGUAGAGUGGAGUAUGUCCUAUAAUACGACAGGAAUACAGAAAAUACACAAUGAUUCGUCAGAUUCAGAAGAUGAAGCUGAAGUAUUUGGAACAUCUUUCUUUGGAAAGAUGGACACUUCAGAUGAUGUACUGUUUGAACAUGAUAGUUCUGACAAGUCUGAGGAUGAGGAAGCUGGUAUUAAUAAAAGUAAUAAGAACAUAGAACCAGAACAAGUAGCCAAGUUACAAUAUCUAUAUAUACAGAUGGAGUUUUGUGAAAGAAGUACAUUACGCAACUGUAUUGAUGCUGGGUUGUACUUGGAUAUCAAUCGUCUGUGGAGGUUUUUUAGGGAAAUUGUUGAAGGUCUGGUACAUAUACAUGAACAGGGUAUGAUUCACAGAGAUCUUAAACCAGUGAAUAUUUUCUUAGAUUCUAAUGACCAUGUAAAGAUUGGAGACUUUGGUUUAGCUACCACAAGUGUCCUGGCAUCUCAACCCAAUAUAGAUGCUACUAUGUUCAGUUUAAGUGCAUUAGAAUCUCGGGAAGGUGUAUCAAAGUCAAUGUCAAGGUCAGAUGGAGCAGGGGACUUAACUGGGAAGGUUGGAACUGCUUUAUAUGUCAGUCCAGAGAUGAUGACAAAAAUGUCAUAUAGUCAGAAAGUAGACAUGUACAGUUUAGGGGUGAUAUUCUUUGAGAUGUGUUACAGGCCCUUAACUACUGGUAUGGAGAGAGUUCAGAUUUUGGCUAACCUUAGAAGUAUGGAUAUUGUUUUUCCUGAAGACUUUGACCAGCUAGAAAUGAAAAACCAGACAGGUAUAUUAAAAAUGUUGAUGAACCAUGACCCCUCACAAAGACCAACAUCGGCAGAAUUACUUAAAUCGGAAUACAUGCCACCUCCACAGUUAGAGGAGGCGGAACAGAAUGAGAUCUUACGAUCUACGAUAUCUGAUCCUCAUAGUAAAGCAUACAAACGUCUCAUCAAUGAGUUGUUCUCACAGACCAUUACCUCAGCAGACGACCAUCUGUAUGAUAGUGAUUUUCAUAAGGGUGGUAUUACAAUCAAAACAGCUUUAACCAAUGAGUUAGUAUAUGAAAACCUGAUCAGAAUAUUUCAGAAACAUGGUGCUAUCCCGGUGUUAUCUCCCUUUUUCAUGCCUAAAUCAUCAGUAUAUGACAAAUCAGAGAAUUAUCCCUGUUUUAUGGACCACAGUGGACUGCUUAUUGGACUUCCAUUUGAUCUUAGGGCACCAUUUGCUAGAUACAUUGCUAGAAAUAAUAUCACAAAUUUAAAAAGAUAUUGUAUUGGGAAAGUAUUUAGAACAAAGAAACUACAUAAACUACAUCCCAGAGAACUGACAGAGUGUGCUUUUGAUAUAGUAACCUCUUCUCAAGGGAGCUUGAUACCAGAUGCAGAGAUACUGAUCAUUGUACAGGAAAUCAUUAAUGAGUUCCCUGCAUUACAGUCUAGAAGUUACUAUGUAAAGAUCAACCAUGUGACCAUAUUACGAGCAGUACUGAUGCAUUCUGGUAUAGAAGAUCAUUUAUUUGAUGAUGUUAUGACAGCAUUAAGUGGACCAAAGGUAGACAGUAAAACACAUACCAAAUCUUUAAACUCCUUAGGACUUUCAGAACAAGUUAUAUCAUCUUUACUUAAUUUUUUGGAAAUGGAAGGACCAUUUUCAAAGAUUUCAAGCUUUUUGAGAUGUAUCACAAAAACAAAAGGGGAGGCGGCAUCAUUAGCUAAACAAGGAUUACAUGAAUUAGAAACUGUUAUAAACCAUGCUGUGUCUAUGGGGUGUAAACUUCAGAUGAUUGUUUCCCUAGGAUUUUUGUAUAGUGUUCAUCAGUAUUCCGGUGUCAUUUUCCAAGUCAUGUGUGACCAUAGGAAGAAAAAUCGUAACAUUCCAGAUGUGCUAGCUGUUGGCGGCAGAUUUGAUGACUUGAUCUCAAAAUUUCAUUCACCCAUUACUCAUUCAUUAUCACAACAAUACAGUAUUACCCAGCAUGCAGUUGGAGUUAGCAUUCAUUUUGAAAAAAUUGUCUCAGCAUUAGUGGAUUAUCCAGAGUACCAGCCAAGUACUCGCUGUGAUAUAUUAGUAUGUGCCAUAGGACAUAAACCAAUGUUAAAGGAUAGAAUGACCAUCAUUAAAGAUUUAUGGGCUGCUGGUCUAAAGGCAGAAUUACUGCUGGAAACUAUUCAGGCACAAGAAGAUAUACAAGAUAUUUGUAGAUCGGCUGGUAUAUCACAUAUGGUGGUCAUCAAAGACGGAGAUAGUAUAAAGGUCAGAUCAAUUGAUAAAGACAAGAUAGCAGAGAAGAAGCUGACACCCAAUGAUCCAUCACUGACUGAGUUCUUACUGCAAAAAAUACAAUCAAAUAAAAUUGAACAAAAUGACACAAAGAGCCAGUUAGGUGUGUGCAAUAUUACAUUUUCUCAGCCUCAUUCUGAAACUGUCCAAUCACAAUCAAACUCUUCAAACAUGACCUUGAACUUCAUCUUCAUCAUGAUGGAAGGAAAGCUUGCUCUCAAUACCAGAAAGAAGUAUGAACUACAGAUUCAUGGGAAGGUGACGACCAGUUUGUCAUGGUUACCUGGGAAGACAUGUGACGUGGUGGCAGUAGAACUGAAUGUGUCAGUUAUAAAGACAGUUGCUGCCUAUCUUGAGUUGAAUGGUAACCAAAAGGAUUUUAACUUGAGUAUCAGCAGUAUUAUAGAAAAGCAUCCAAAACAUCGUAAAUAUCUGAGUAAUGUAUUUGAUCAGAUAUUCGAGUUAAAGUUUGAGAGGAAGACUGGUAAUGAUAAAGGGUGUGACUUUAUAGUAUUAUAUGGACUAAAAGAUGAUAGUGUCAAACUUUUGUCAUGACCAAGGAACAGGGAUACUCAUAUUUAGUCUGUGAUAAAUUUAUGUAUAUUAUGUACAUUGUACUAGAAAAUGUAUAAAAUGAUCAUUUAGGGUCAAUAAGGGUAUUAUAUUUUAUGAAUAUUAUAUUUAUGCCAAAUUUUAUUUAAGUUUUUAUGAAAUAUAUGAAUUGUCACAUUCUGUCAAGAUUUCAAGAAAAAAACUUUGAGUGAAAGAAAGGAAGCCAGUCUGUAUUUAAUUUUAUACCUUACAAAAUAAAAUUAUUUUCCUUUGUAAAAUUUAAAAAAAUGUAUACUGUAAAAUGAAAUACCAUGUCUGUGUUCAAACUGUACUUCAAUCUUGUUUGAAAACAAGUACAAUGAAAAUAAUUUGUUGAUUAGAUAUUGGAAACAGUUUUUAUUGGUUUUAGUUUCAGGUUAUAUGUAAGAGUUCAGUUUUAUUCUAAUGUUUGUUGAUAGUACUGUUAUUAAUUAAUAGUACUUCAUUAAAAUUUCAAACCAACUUAAGCCAACUUCAUAUAUUAUGUACCAGUACUGUAUGUCUUAAAUAAUGUUCCUUUCAUGAUUAAACAGAGGAACACAAAAAGUAGCUUUGGUCCCUUUUUAUUCUCAUAGAAUGUAGCUUGUUUAACUUCUUUUGUCCAGCAGGUGACACACUUAGAAAGAUAUAUAGUAAAACAAAUUGGACACAAUUUUAAUACUGGGACUUUUAAGGAAUUAUUACUAUUUAACACAUGCAGUAGUGGAUUAGGGUGGAGGUGGCCAAAAAAUUAAAAAGAUAUAUUAAAU